Lucilia sericata (common green bottle fly) is the source of this 696-nucleotide messenger RNA. Its product is annotated as jerky protein homolog-like. Gene Ontology annotation, molecular function: DNA binding. The coding region runs from base 1 to 696 and encodes 231 amino acids. NCBI's taxonomy places the organism in Eukaryota, Metazoa, Arthropoda, Insecta, Diptera, Calliphoridae. Gene Ontology annotation, cellular component: nucleus. The transcript has a single exon. The record is from RefSeq and is a predicted model, not a curated record.
AUGACGGGAAAAGAAGAUUUUUCAGCGACAUCAGGCUGGUUAGAUAAAUUUAAGUUACGGCAUGGUAUUCGUUAUCUAAAAAUUUGUGGUGAAAAAGUUUCCAGCGAUGAAAGCGCCGUAGAGCCUUUUAAAAAAAAGUUUGCCGACAUUGUUGCUGAGAUGGAUUUGAGUAAAGAGCAAGUUUAUAAUGCAGACGAAUCUGCUGCAUUCUGGAGAGUGUUGCCUGGUAACACAUGGGUGCAUACAAAGGAAAAAUCAGCUCCAGGGAGAAAAAUUUCCAAAGAUCUUGUGACAUUUAUGCCAUGCUCAAAUGCUGCAGGAACACAUAAACUGUCUCUUUUGGUUAUUGGCAAAUCUGCUAAUCCAAGAGCCUUUAAAGGUUAUAAAAUUCCAGUGGUAUAUAAAGCAUCUAAUAAAGGAUGGAUGUCAACGUCCCUUUUUUUCGACUGGUUCAAAAACCAUUUUAUUCCAGAAGUAAAAGGGUUUCUAACACAGGUUAACAGACCACUCAAAGCAUUAUUGAUAUUAGAUAAUGCUCCUUCACAUCCUAAAACGGAUGAAAUUAAUUUUGACCAAAAUUUCAAAGUUCUUUUUUUACCACCAAAUUGUACGGCAAUAUUACAGCCUAUGGACCAAAAUUUAAUACAAAAUGUAAAGGUUACUUACAGAAAACAAUUACUGCAGCAUAUUUUAUAA